CUCGGAGAGGUGGAACUGUCAACAGUGGACAUGAACGUGUUUCAGACCGGAUUUAUGAGGCUGGUUCAGACCUCAGAAUAACUGCAGUGAAUAAACCCUAUGAGGGGUAGCGUUAAGAGUGUAUCAUGCCUAGCUCCCUCCUGUGGGCAGUAGAUGUGUAUGGGAGGGUGUAUAGCCUGUCCACAGCAGGGCAUCAGUGGGAGCAGUGCCGCCAUGCCCACCUGGAGUUCAAGCGGGUCUCGGCUGUACAGCAGUGCUGCUGGGGCAUCGCCUGUGAUCACCACAUCUACCUGAACGUUCAUGCCAGCGACGUGCCCAUACGCUACCAAGAGGAAACCUAUGAGAAUCAGCGUUGGAACCCAGUCGAUGGCUUUUCAGAUCGACUGUUGCCUAGUGACCGUUGGCAAUGGAGCGAUGUGACUGGGCUGACGCAUCAGCCGCUAGACAGCUUCCAGCUUCCCUCAGAAAACUGGGAGUGGGAGGCUGACUGGUAUGUGGAUGAAAACUUUGGAGGAGAGCCCACAGAGAAAGGGGGCUGGACAUAUGCUAUUGAUUUUCCAGCCACUUAUACCAAAGACAAGAAGUGGAAUUCUUGUGUACGUCGGCGCCGAUGGAUACGUUACAGGAGGUACAAGUCACAAGACACAUGGGCUAAGAUCCCCUCGGAGCAGACUGGCUCUCUGCCUGACCCAUUUAAUGACAUAAGCUGUGGUGGUUGGGAGAUCACUGAGGAGCCUAGAGGACGUCUGUCUUUGUGGGCCGUUUCUCUGCAGGGAAAGGUCUGGUUUCGGGAUGGCAUCCACUACCUUAACCCGGAGGGCUCAGUCUGGGAGGAAGUGUCUACACCUGGGGAAGUGGUUCAGAUCAGCUGUGGACCAGCUGACCUGGUAUGGGCCGUGCUGUGGGAGGGGCAGCUGCUGGUCAGAGAGGGCAUCAGCAGAGACUACCCUAAAGGCUCCUCCUGGGUUGUGGUUGAAUCACCAAGUCCAGAAGUCGGUGCUAUACAUGUAGCAGUGGGUGUCAAUGUAGUGUGGGCUGUGACAAAAGAUCACAAAGUUUGGUUUAGACGGGGUGUCAAUUCACACAAUCCCUGUGGCUCUGGCUGGAUUGGUAUGGUUGGCGAGAUGGUGAUGAUCAAUGUGGGCCUCAAUGACCAGGUGUGGGGGAUCAGCUGUGAGGAUCGGGCGGUAUAUUUCCGGCAGGGUGUGACGGUCAGUGAACUGAGUGGAAAGGCUUGGAAGGCCGUCUCUGUGCCCAGAGACAACGAGCGCUCUCACUCUAGUGCCAGCGCCAGCAGUCUACAGAGUGCUGGUUGUUAUUUUGGCGGUGAGGUUCACCUGCAGUCACAAGCUUCGGUGCUGAGUGAUGUCGAUUCUGAAACAGAGAAAGUUACAGAAGAAGCCCCUCCCACCCUUGAGCCAGACGAUGCCCCUAAACCACGAAUUCCCAAAGUGACCAGUGACAGCUUCAUCUCAGAGCUAGUGUCUGAUCGAGAGGGACAAAUUGGGCGGCGUGAGGGUCCUGCAGCUGCUGCUGGACCAUCCAUUCCAGAGGAGGAAGGGACAGAGGGGGAGGUGGAAGCUAAAACUGCCCCCACCCUAGUGCUUUCCCCCAGCCAAUCUGGAGUGCCAGACCCCCAAUGGAGUAAUGUGGACCUGGAGGAGGCCCAAACGCACCUGACUGUGGGGACCGUGGCAGACUCAGCUGAAACCUGCAGCCUGUCAUCUGUAGCCACUUAUAACCUGGGGCUGGAGGAGCAGUAUGGACCAGACGAGCACCCGCUGUGGGCCUGGGUCAGUGGCGGAGGCUGCGCAGUCGACUCCCACUCCCAACUCAACUGGUUCAACUCCACCACAGGCUUGAACUCAUCUAUGCAGGCCAUGUCACUGUCCAUCACACCUACGCAGACUGCAGCCUGGCGCAAGCAGAUUUUUGAACAACUAAGCGAAAGGUCUAAAAGAGAGAUGGAAAACUUUAAACACUACGAACAGGCCAUUGAACAGUCCGUUUGGGUUAAGAAAGGCAGCAUGCAGUGGUGGAGGGACUGGAAGCCUUACAAGUGGGUGGACGUGCAGUUUGCACUGGAGCAGUUCUCAGGAGCCGAGGGCAACAAGGAUGGCAUCCUGUUUAUAUACUAUACCUUUAAUGAGGAGAAGAAGUAUCUUCAUGCAUUCAUUAAUGAAGUCACCAUCCUGGUGCCGGUGCUAAAUGAGUCUAAGCACACGUUUGCCAUCUACACAGCUGAGAGGACCAAGCAGAGGUGGCCUAUCCGCCUUGCAGCUGCCACAGAGCUGGAGAUGCAUGACUGGCUGGCCCUGCUCAGUGUGUCCUGCUGCGACUCCCGAGGCAUCCACGGCCCACCCUCCAAACAGGCCAUCUGGUCGGUCACCUGCAAAGGAGACGUAUUUGUCAGUGAGCCCACACCAAGCCUGGAGGCUUCUCCAUACCCUAUGCCCUGUGACCAAAUGUUCUGGCGGCAGGUUGGAGGGCACUUGCAUAUUGUGGAGUGUAACAGUCUGGGAGUGGUCUGGGGGAUCGGCUAUGAUCACACAGCAUGGGUCUACACGGGAGGCUAUGGUGGAGGCUUCUUUCAGGGACUUGCCAGCAGCACUGAUAACAUCUACACACAGACUGAUGUGAAGAGUGUGUAUAUAUAUGAGAAUCAGCGCUGGAAUCCCGUUACAGGCUACACAAAUAGGGGUCUCCCUACAGACCGCUACAUGUGGAGUGAUGCUUCAGGCCUCAAAGAGUGCACCAAAGCAAACACUAAACCACCCUCCCCACACUGGACAUGGGUGUCGGACUGGGCCAUUGACUACAGCGUAUCUGGAGGAACCGACAGAGAGGGUUGGCAAUACGCAGCUGAUUUUCCAGCGUCAUACCAUGGUCAUAAAACUUUGAAGGACUUUGUCCGCCGCAGGCGUUGGGCCAGGAAGUGUAAACUCACCACAACUGGUCCCUGGCAGGAAGUUCCACCCAUCCCUCUGAGUGACGUCACCAUCCUGCCAUGCGGGCUGAAGAAUACGGUGGAGCAGGUGCCUCUGUGGGCCAUCAGCAACAAGGGAGACGUCCUCUGUCGUCUGGGGGUCACCUCGCUCACUCCUGCUGGAACAUCAUGGCUCCAUGUAGGAACAGACCAGCCUUUUAAGUCCAUCUCCAUUGGAGGGGUAUACCAGGUUUGGGCGAUUGCCAGGGACGGGUCAGCAUUCUACAGGGGCUCUGUGUCAGCCCAGAAUCCUGCAGGAGACUGUUGGUACCAUAUUCCCUCCCCAAGCCGACAGAAGCUCAAACAGGUAUCAGUGGGCAGGACAUCUGUGUAUGCAGUAGAUGAAAAUGGAAACCUGUGGUAUCGCCAAGGUGUAACACCCAGUUACCCUCAGGGCUCUAUUUGGGAGCACAUCUCUAACAAUGUCCGAAAGGUGUCUGUGGGGCCUCUAGACCAGGUGUGGAUCAUUGCAGAUAAGGUCCAGGGCAGCCACAGUCUGAGCUGUGGAACUGUUUGCCACAGGCUGGGCGUGCAGCCCAUGGAGCCAAAAGGCCAGUCCUGGGACUACGGCAUUGGGGGAGGCUGGGACCACAUCACAGUGCGAGGAAACACCAUGGAGGCUCCCCGUAUCCGCCUGCCAUCACUGACCGACAACGGCAACAACAGCACAGCACCACGCAGCCCGCUGCUGAGCAGAGAGCAGUCUGAAAUGAAUGGCAACCCUGUAGGAUGUUAACAACACUUCCCUGCAUCCAUAUCCCCUCUCUACACCGUAGCGCUGAAGCUCACGACCAACCCUUUCAGCUGUGUAGCUAAUGUGUGGAGAAAUAUCCACUCCAACUGAUGUUUAGCCUGUAAAAUUCCAACUUUGUUUUUUCUGUCUUCUAGCAUUUCCCUCAACUCUCUGUAGCUGGACCUCUUCAUGUUGAAAGAAAGCUCUGCCAGUCUGACAGUGAAGUCUUGCAGAGGUUAAUCCCAAAAAUGUUUAAAUAAGGUUCCAACAUUCCGAAUGGAAUCCACUGAAUGGAAAAUGUUGUCCAGGUCUAAGAUUAAUCCCUUGUCCAAGGAACAGACUCAUAGUGUCUUUUAUUAUAUUUUAACAUAAUAUUUUUGUAUAGAAGUUAUUAAUUUGUAUUUAUUUAUUCAUUGUCAUUGUCUGUGGUUAUGUGAGGUCUUUUUUCCUUGAUCUUGUUUCUUUAUUUGAUUUCAGGGGCAAAGAAUACAAGCAGUGUAUUCAGAACAUAUAGACCGGACUUAAUGUACGUUAGACAAGGUACUCUACACACGGUCAACUCCUAAACAUCAUGAACAAAACAGAGUAUCACGCCUGUUUACAGACUGUAUCACUGACACGACAAUUUAAACAGACAGAAAUUAACUAGCACAAAGAGCACUGAGAAACUCAUACAGAUGGAAUUAUUUAAUGCACUUCUGUUGAAGGCUAGUAGCUGAUUGUUCGCUCAUACUCUGCAUUGAGCGCUGAAAAGGGACCUAUAGAGACAUCCAGUCUUCAGGAGCUUUAGGAAAGCUUUUGUAGGCUGACUGCAUGGGAACUUUCAACUGACCAUCAUUACAAGCUUACUAUUGUGUCGCUCUCCAAUACAUGUGCAAUACUUAGCAUUUAGACACCGAUAGAGCAGUGUUUCUUUUCUCAGGAAGUCUUCUUCAAACUCCCAGUAUACAUUUCAUCAACCUACGUCACUUAUAAACUCAAAGGCAGCACAGAUGAGAGUUUGCGCAACAUUUAUUUUUCAUCUUUUAAAGUUGUAUUAUGGUCAGUGGUACUGUACGAUUAAUUUUAGGUAGAUUUUUAUGUAGGCAUAAUGUGAAAUGUCAUUAUGAAUAUUGAUUUUAGGGCAUUAUUUAAGGUUAAGCUGUAAAUACGAAUGAAAAGGCUUUAUCAUAAAUAUAUAGGUACACAAAAGAAAAGGAGAAAAAAACUGUAACUGUAAUAUAAACUGUUGUAACUGGCAAAUGUCAAUGUAAAAGUGUGUAUAGUUUUGCACCAUAUUUCUGUAUACAUUCCGUACUGAAAUGUGUGUGUUAAAGGUUUUAAAAAGGAAAGGCUUCCCAUGUUUUUAACUUCCAUAAUCCAGCUGUAAAAAGCUGCGCUGUUAUUGUUAGGUACAUUAAAACACCUCAGUGUUGAUGUAUGCAUGGCCUGUGCCCUUUCAAUAAAUGUGGCUAUAAAUAAUAA
Colossoma macropomum (tambaqui) is the source of this 5183-nucleotide messenger RNA. It is a transcript of the gene tecpr1a, whose product is annotated as tectonin beta-propeller repeat containing 1a. The record is from RefSeq and is a predicted model, not a curated record. Lineage: Eukaryota; Metazoa; Chordata; Actinopteri; Characiformes; Serrasalmidae. The transcript is spliced from 25 exons. Gene Ontology annotation, cellular component: membrane. Bases 126 to 3722 code for a protein of 1198 amino acids.